AUGAAGUUGAUGUCAUCUCAGGCCUCCGAUGACCGCAUGGAGCCUUAUCAUUACGAGGACCUCAACCUAGACAGGCCUGCAUUUCGCCUCGUCCGCCUGUUCAAAGGCGACGAUGGUGAUAGGUUACGAUGUGAACUUUUCCAGGCCUUCCUAGACGAGCGCGACUGUGUGCUGCCUUACGAGGCUCUCUCUUACACUUGGGGCAGCACGACCUUGGCCGAGGAGAUUGAAACCAACGGGAAAUCACUAGGUAUCACUAAUAGCCUAUACGCGGCUCUGCACCGACUUCGUUAUCGGGACAAGGACCGUAUCUUGUGGGUCGACGGGAUAUGCAUCAACCAAAGCAACCCCAAAGAGCGUGGUCAUCAGGUCUUACACAUGGGGUACAUCUACAAGCAAGCCGACCGGGUUGUGUUCUGGCUAGGGUAUGCGACUUACGACACGAACGUGUUCAUGGAAUCCGUGAAAGCGUUGCAGGAGGAGAGCAUGAAACACACGACCAAGGACUGGAAACUUGAUGAUCCUCGCUGGAGGGAGAUUUGGGAGGAAGUGCAGCCGGCGUUGCGAGAUAGGUUUUGUGACUUGGUCGCGACGCAACGGGAGGGUCUCGUCACAUUGCUCAGCAGGCUGUGGUUCACAAGGGUGUGGAUUCUCCAGGAGGUGGCAAACGCACCGGCCGCCUUGAUAUACUGUGGUCCAAAGUCCGUGUCGGCACGUCUGCUUGCCCUAACGCCCAUCCUCCUCGGCGUCAGACCCGAGCGUGUCUGCCAGGCCGUCCUGGAUAUCAUGCCGGGCCCGUCACGAAAGGAGACGUGGUGGGCGAAACAAAGAGACCUGUAUUUCCUGCUGCAAUACUUCGGGUCCAGCCAGGCGACGGAACCGAGAGAUAUCAUAUACGCUCUGCGAGGGCUGUCGACCGAUGCCAACGACCCUGAGGUUCUUGCUCCGGACUAUGCACAACCCGUCUCGGAGCUCAUCCGAAAAGUGUCGAAUAUUCUCUACUACUGCGACGUGAACAGAUUCGAGAGGACGGUAGUAGAUAUACCUGAUUUAGUGCAGCGGGUAAAGGAGCUCAACAGCGUCGCUCUCGGGGAGCUCCUGAGGACGUCCAAGAAGAGGGAGAUUUCGCUGAUCCUUGAUCGCGGAGGCAUUGCCAUCACAAAAGGCACGGUUGGGAGCGCUUUAGAAAACGAAAAAGACGGGCUGGAACUCCUGCGUUCUAUCUUCGGGUACACGCAAUACUCGAUAACAAUACCAGAUACUGCCGUCGCUGAAAUAGCCCGUCAGACGGACGCCAAAACCAUGGACGUCCUUCUACGUCACCGGAUAGCUGGCUGCUUACAGACGGAUACAUUGGUUUGCGCAGCUUUGAACGAGCAGCACGGACCGGACAUGGUGGAUCUAUUGCUUCCGAGAUACCGCGACGGGAAAUUGGAUCCAGAAGUGCUGGUGGCCACUUUUCGGAACAGCGUCAGCGGUUACAUGGUUGUAGAGCGGAUACUCAAAUACUCCAAACAGUUUGACUUAUCCCUCAACCUUGGCCAAGUGGUCUUCACCAUCUGUGACCCGCAGAAGGCGCUUCUCCAAGGUCAACUCCCGGUGCUGAAAUCCAUCUUCCCAAGUAUGGGGACCAUUUCGAAUUACAGCAUCAGAAGUUUUAUGAAGCAGCUCAAAGUUCACGGCAUCAAGGACUAUGAUGUCCACCUGCGGACGGCCUUGAGAUAUGCCGAGGAGGAGAAUCCGUCUCUUGAAGAAUUAUUGAUUGAAGUUGAGAGGGGCGACGAAAUCAAGCCAAAAGAGGAAGAGUCAAUGGAGAUUAAGAGAGACACCAAAGCCAAGCCUAAAAGACAAGGUCUGAAGGUCUUUUUCUCGUCUUUAUUGUCCGUGACGCGUUCUUGGCUAAGGGGAAAGGAUGGAGUGGACAAACCAUAG
This is a messenger RNA of Colletotrichum truncatum, 1932 nucleotides long. Its product is annotated as HET-domain-containing protein. Lineage: Eukaryota; Fungi; Ascomycota; Sordariomycetes; Glomerellales; Glomerellaceae. The record is from RefSeq and is a predicted model, not a curated record.